Molecule: messenger RNA, 2789 nt
Organism: Penaeus monodon (black tiger shrimp)
Lineage: Eukaryota; Metazoa; Arthropoda; Malacostraca; Decapoda; Penaeidae
Product: ketosamine-3-kinase-like
Exons: 9
Coding region: 392-1309 (305 amino acids)
Source: RefSeq, a predicted model, not a curated record
GAAGAGUUGAAGUAUUCAGUCUACAGUGUUUUUUGAGUCCGCGAAAAGCAAAUGUAGCGCAAUACAGGCGUCGGCAGAGAGUGGCGCAUCAUCGAGCGACGGCUCAGGCCUCCGUGCCUGUUGGGGCUCUAGCGAAAGCAUAGCUAAACUUCAUCACGUGCAUUUUGUCAGUAGAGGGCUUUUGGCGUGCCUGUUGUUUGAUCAUCAUUAUCACCAAAUAAGGAACCGGUCCAGGAUCAAACUUGCCAGAAUGAAUGUGAUGACUAGUAAGCGCGGCGAACGGUUGAUGGUAUUCCUCAAACAUGGCUAGAAAUGCUUCCCUCUUCAGCGGCUUUGAAAGAGAUUCAAAAUACCCACCCUAUUUGGAAGGUCAGAAGGGAUCGGAGGAAAGAUGUUUAAAACUAUUAAGGAAGCCCUUGGUAUUACCUACCUCAGGGGUACAGGCCAAGGAGGUGGGGGAUGUAUUAGCGAGGGAGAAAUAUACAACACAGAUAAAGGGCAAAUAUUUUUGAAAAGGAAUGCAGAUCCAGUGGCUCGACAAAUGUUUGACGGGGAACUUGAAGGCCUGAAAGCCAUAAUUGCGACUGGAACUGUAAGAGCUCCUGAGCCUCAUUUAGUGAUAGAUAACCCACAUGGAGGUGCUGUUCUUGUCAUGGAGAGCCUCGAUAUGAAGGACAUUAAAAAUCACUCAGCUGCUUUAGGGGAGCAAGUGGCCAGAAUGCACCUGCAUAAUCUAGAAGAAAUUAAGAAAUAUCACAGUUGUAAUACUCGUGUUGGUCAAAAUCGGAAUUGUGAAGCAAUUAUGCAGUUUGGGUUCCCUGUUACUACUUGUUGUGGGUUUAUACCACAAGACAACACCUGGUGUGAUGAUUGGUUGGUGUUUUUUUCAAGAAAGCUUCAGUUGCAGUUCACCCUAAUAGAAAAAGAGUUUGGCAAUCGUGAAGUAAGAGAGCUCUGGUCGUUUCUACAACUGAAACUUCCACAGUUUUUCAAGGAUGCAGAAGUAAAGCCAUCUUUAUGUCAUGGUGACCUUUGGAGUGGUAAUGUGGCUGAGACUACCGAUUGUCCAGUGAUUUUUGAUCCUUCUGCAUUCUAUGGCCAUUUUGAAUUUGACUUAACAAUUGCAAAAUUGCACGGAGGUUUUGAUAAGCAGUUCUGGGAAAGUUACUACAAUGUACUUCCAAGAGCCAAAGGAUGGAAUAAGAGAUACAAAGUGUACAAGCUCUUUGGCCUGUUGCUUGAAUGGAAUCAUUUUGGGAAUAUAAACCGUGCUGCAGCAGUCCACUUGAUGAGGGAUUUGUGUUGGUAGUGUUCAUUCUUCUUGAGAUGAUCCAUGAUGAAGAAUAGAUUUUUCAUGACCUGAAAGAGGGUUGGGAUCAGCACAUUAUCUCAUCUGGUCUUCUGUAGACAUGGCAAAGGUGAGGCAAGAAGAAUUUUAGCCCACUUAUUCAAGGAGUUGCAGCCAGUUCAGGAUGUAAGUCUCAAUACCUUCCAUGCUUUGUUUUCAGAUGAUUUCCAUCACCCAGGUAUGUCUCACACUUCUGCUAUAUUACCACCACUAGUUUGAAUACAGUUUUAUGGAAAAAAAUUGAGCCCUAGUGACAAACUGACAUGCUGUAUUGGUGAUAGUGAUGUGAUCACAAUACAUACAUGUUUAGAAACAAACAUCUGCUCUUGAACUAUAUUGGCUAACAACUAAAACUAGCAUUGCUGUAUAUGAAUAUAUAGUAUUAAUCUACGUAAAUGUUGAUGAUAAAUUCAACUUUUUUUGUAGCACUAUAUUCUGCUUUGUGUUUGUCUGUAACCAAAUUUAAUUAGUUUUAAAAGUUGUUAGGGUGUGGUCCUUAUAGGGCCACACCCCAGCAGACCAAGACCAGACCUUGUGGGGGGCAAACUGAGUCUUAGGGGGUAUAACUGCUCCCCCAAAUUGAUGCCCCUGGAUCAUAGUCUCAACCAACUGCCAAGAGAAUUUUCUGGAUGACAUGUCUUUGUGCCUUUCACAUCUCUACUUCUGAAGGGGCAAAUAUUCAGGGGGUAGAUGCCUGUGCAGGUCAGCCCCAUUUGUCAGUUGACUAAGCUUUAAACAACAGUAACUUCCACAACGUGACAGUGAGAUCAGGGAAACUUCAAAUUGACCUGUCCACAUCCUCAGCCAGUGCCAGAAUCAGGAUAUUUUUGUCCGACUAGAAGAAUACACCAGAGGGAUGUUUAUAUGCCUUCCUGGUGGACUGGAACAGGUGGCUGUACAUUUACAUGUUUCCUCUUCUUGUGACUUCAUUAUGUACUGAUCAUCAGCCACGUGAGACAAUUAUAUGGAUGUGUUGUAAUAGCUCCAUUGUGGGUAGUGCAGUCUUGAGUAUAUACCCACUUCUGUUGGUGCCCUUAUUCUUUUCCUCAGUUGAAGAAUGCUCUUCAGGAAGCCUCUAUGGAUUGCUUCAUGACAUCCUUGAGUUCACACACUUGGAGCUUCUCUCCAGCUUAAUUCAAUUGAAGUCUGGUUGAAGCUAAAAUAGAAAAGGUACAAAGUUAAUACUGAAGUGAAGAAUGUGCUCCAUUUCUCCCAUGGCUUUAAUUUAAUUCAAUUUGUACAUUUUUACUGGUGUUCACUUGCCCCUCCAACUGUCUGUAUUCAUAUCACUGGUCAAUUUGCUAUGUCAUCUGACAUCUCUCAGGGUGAGUCACGUCUCCUUCAUGGUCAUUGCACAGUGUCCUUAGUUUCUUCUUUUCAUGUUAUGCCAUUGAACCAACUUCCCUGAACUCUCUGUACAGCAGGGCUGUGGAGUCGGUAC